UCGUUGUGGUGAAUAAUGCUUGGUUUGUUUAAGGAGGCAUGACUGAUUUUGGAUGAAGAAUCCUGUCACUUUGGCAUUUUCAUGGUUUUAUUUAUUGCGCACAAACGUAUAAAACUUGGUACUGGUCUAAGUGCCAAGCUUAACAGUGGAAAGGACCACGUAACUACUGAUGCAGUAAACGGGCUUCUCCUUCUAAAAGACAUUUUCUGGACUCUUGAGACUUUUGAGUAACAUGGCAGUGAAGGAUUUCAUCACCUGGCAUCUGCUGGCUUUGUUUUUAAUUCCAUUUUGCCUGUGUCAAGAUGAAUACAUGGAGGUGAGCAGAAGAUCUAAUAAAGCAGUGGCCAAAGUAUUGCAAAGUCACCACCAGACUGGCCAUAAAGGUUCCAGCAGCAGGGAAAUUUUGAGACAGCGGAGUCAACUUAUAGAGUCAACUAUUGAUGAUAAUAGCACUUCUACAGACCAAAAAGCCCAGAGACCAGAGGUAGAUGAUGUAGCACAGACUACCUCAGACAGAGUCCAGCCCCCUCAAAGUGGACCUCAACAUCCAGACUGCAGUAGCUGCUGCCGUGGAGAGUUUGGAUUUCGAGGCUAUCAAGGGCCACCGGGACCUCCAGGGCCUGCUGGGAUGCCAGGAAAUCAUGGAAACAAUGGAAAUAAUGGAGCACCUGGCAAUGAAGGAGCCAAAGGUGACAAAGGAGACAAAGGGGACCUGGGACCAAGGGGAGACCGUGGCCAUCACGGACCAAAAGGAGAGAAGGGUUACCCUGGGAUUCCACCGGAGCUUCAGAUUGCAUUCAUGGCUUCUAUGGCAACCCAUUUCAGCAAUCAGAACAGUGGGAUAAUCUUCAGUAGUGUUGAAACCAAUAUUGGAAACUUCUUUGAUGUUAUGACUGGUAGAUUUGGUGCCCCAGUGAACGGGGUGUAUUUCUUCACCUUCAGCAUGAUGAAACAUGAGGAUGUGGAGGAAGUGUACGUGUACCUCAUGCACAAUGGCAAUACAGUUUUCAGCUUAUAUAGCUAUGAAUCAAAAGGAAAAGCUGACACAUCAGGAAACAGUGCAGUGCUAAAACUUGCCAAGGGAGAUGAAGUUUGGCUGCGAAUGGGGAACGGAGCACUCCAUGGAGAUCAUCAGCGUUUCUCCACCUUUGCUGGGUUUCUUCUUUUUGAAACAAAGUAAAAAAAAAAAGUGCACUUUUAGGCAGCUUUUUUUUUUUCCAAGCUGUUCUGUUUUUUUUCCUGGUCUGUGGCACAACAUUUCAACAUGGUAGGAUCAGGAAAGCUUAUCCCGAUGCAUUAUGUUGUAUUCAUGUAUCAGAGGUGCUGAACACAUUGGGUAAAUGACAUAGAUGCUAUUUCUCGGAAGGUACAUUGUCACCUGGGUUGCACCUAAUGGACUGUUACAUGUUUCUAUUGGGGGAGCCAAAAAAAAUAAAAAUAAAAUAAAAAAAAACAGGUGGAAAAAAGGGAGAAAAGGUUUUAAAGAAAUGAUUUAGAAAGUGGUUUGGGCAGUUUGACCCAAAUUUGGUGUAUAGAUAGAUUUUGUUCAGUACGUCAGGAACUGUACAACCCUUAAUUCAUAGUCCUUUAUUCAUUCAUUUAUUCAGUCCUCCAUGGAAACUGGCUGUGAAUAACUGAGUUGGCUCAGCUUCAGGUGAUAGGGGAUUUAGAGGAAAAGGCUAUAGAAAAACUUUUACAAAUAGAAAAAAAUGUGAAAAAAAUGGUAUUUAGGGAUUCAGGUGAUUGCCCCACCCUCUUGAACCUUUUUAAGAUGAUCUUGGUGACUUUAGUAUAGUUUUCUAGUAUGAAUUUACCUGCUUCAGGAAAAAAAUGCAAUGGUUGGAUUUCUUAGCUUAAGAGCAGCUCAAGGCAGAGGUUCUUUGGCCUGUGUUAUGUAGAAGGUAAGAUUAGAUCUGCAGUUCUCAACCAGGGGUCCAGUCCAGGGCCCCCUGCGGGGCCACGAGCAGGUUUCAGGGCAUCUGCCAAGCAGGGCCGGCAUUAGACUCAUUGGGGCCCAGGACAGAAAGCCGAAGCUGCGCUGUGUAGGGCUGAAGCCCGGGGCCCUAAGACUCGCCACCCAGGACUGAAGCGAAAGCCUGAGCAACUUAGCUUCAUGGGGUCCCCUGUGGUGUGGGGUCUUAGGCCAUUGCCCUGCUUGAUACCCCCUGAUGCGAGCCCUGGCUUUUAUAUGCAGAAAAACAGCUGUUGUGGCACAGGUGGGCAGUGGAGUUUUUAUAGCAUGUUGCGGGGAGCCUCAGAGAGAAAAAGAUUGAGAACCCCUAAAUGAUCAUAAUGGUCUUUUCUGGCCUUCCAAUCUAUGAAACCUGGUACAGCAGGGUACUAGAUUUCAGGACAGGGGCAUAUUGCCAGAGAUGUUUGGAAUGCUCAAACAGCACCAUGAGCUAGAGAAGCAGGUAUCUCAUGGAGCUCUUAAAAGGAUAUACAUUUUAAUACCCUCAAGUUUACUUACCAUUUUCCUCACGGUCUUUUCUGGAAGUUAUGCCUCAAGGAUCCAGUAUUUCAGGAAAGACAUUGUGGUAUGGCAAACAAUUCGCUACAUUAGUAUAGUAUUUAGCUGAUAAAUUGAAACUUUAGCUGGUUCAGUAGACCUGGCCACACUACGCUGAGCUCUGCCCAUUUUUGUUAUUCCGCAGUCUUCAUAAACAUUAACAUUUGCCCUCCAUUCUUCAAGUUUACAUUACCUGAAAUCCUGUGUUACCCUUAACUUUUUAUUUUAAAACUUACUAGCAGUUCCAAACUAGCAGUCCUUACUAAUAUAGUAUUCUAUAGUAGUGCAACUCUUUUUUAUGGAAGGGGCCCCCGAAAUUGCUUUGCCCCUGGCCCCCUGAAUCCUCUGGGCGGCACUGUCUCUUCUUCCACAUUGAUGAAAGGGUAAGCAUCUUAACUGGUGAUUUGCAACAGAUGUAAGGCACCACUAAUAUAUAGGAAGCAGGUGGGAUUAGCAUGAGUGUAAAUUCUGAAUCCUAGCAAUAUUUCUUAGAACGUCUUUUAUAAGAUAGUGAUUACCAAUACCAGUACAAUAGAUUAAUGAAUUUAAAAUCUGACCUCUGUAUUUAAAUAUCCUUGUACUCAUUCCUAGUCUACGUAAACUGCCUUUUUAAAAUGGGAAAAUAUUUUGAUACUUGAACAAUAAGAUCUUCAUUAUUUUUAUUUUUGUGCAGCAAACACUGACAAAAUAUGGAUUUUAGUUAAUUAUCAUCCAAUAAGUUUAGGUUUUGUCUGUGUAUUUAGUGCAGUGUUGUACCAAGAAGAGUUUUCAUAAUCUAAAACCAUAUUAUUUUAAGAUAGUAUUUUGGCAUGCC
Molecule: messenger RNA, 3323 nt
Organism: Malaclemys terrapin pileata
Lineage: Eukaryota; Metazoa; Chordata; Testudines; Emydidae
Gene: C1QTNF3
Product: C1q and TNF related 3
Exons: 6
Coding region: 233-1180 (315 amino acids)
Molecular function (GO): protein binding
Source: RefSeq, a predicted model, not a curated record